GGAGCAACCCCGCGUCGGCGGAGACGAGGGAGGUGCCCAACGCGGCGGCGCAUCCAUUCGACCCCAAGCUGGUGUCCAGGCAGCGGCUGCUGAAAACGCAGGCGGCUGUAGAUGAGGAGAAGAGCCGACGGGAACAGCAGUUCAACUCGUUGCGUGCGGAAGAGGCGAUGCAUAGGAAGGAGCAGUCUAUUAAACAAUCAUCCAAGCAAUGGUUAGAUUCACCAAAAAUAAAGGUCGUCCCAACGAGGUUGCCGUAAAGUGGUCUUAUAAUAAUGAUGAUGAAAUUCCGUACCCUUUAUACGCUGAAUUUUCUGGAGAUAAUUCCCCCUUCUCCCCAAAAAGAGAGUGGAGUGAUAUAAGAGUUGUCAGGAGACUGCGAGGAUUGCGUUGGCAAGAGCGGGUUGCUGCUCGUACUCACUUCAGAGAGCUACGUGAUAGUCGGCGAGCAGCUAGAGGCAAGCCUACUUCUUUAUUCAUGUCAGCAAUGAAUAAAUUCAGGGUUGAGAAGGCUAAGGAGUACAGCGGCCGUUGCGCCGUUCCUGAAUAUCUUAUAUGUCCGUUGUCCGGUGAGCUCAUUACAGAUCCAGUGACAAUUGCUACAGGAAAGACAUUCGAGCGACACUUUCUGAAGGGCUGGUUCGAGAAGAAGGGACACAUUUGUCCUUCGACCAACGAGCCGGUGUCAAGCACAAUCAUCCGAAACGACCGCAUCCGAGGAUACUUAGAGGAGUGGAACGAAGUGUUGAAAGAAGAGUAGUGCUGAUAUGUGU
Triticum aestivum (bread wheat) is the source of this 770-nucleotide messenger RNA. Its product is annotated as U-box domain-containing protein 36. The record is from RefSeq and is a predicted model, not a curated record. Gene Ontology annotation, molecular function: ubiquitin protein ligase activity. Gene Ontology annotation, biological process: protein ubiquitination. The coding region runs from base 209 to 757 and encodes 182 amino acids. NCBI's taxonomy places the organism in Eukaryota, Viridiplantae, Streptophyta, Magnoliopsida, Poales, Poaceae. The transcript has 5 exons.